UGCCCUGAACUUCCUCUAGGAGACAAGUGAUGAACGACAGGAAAUGGAACACCAUCCACUUGUCCACAGCGAGGCUCCAUCUUCCUAGACACUGUCUGUUAUUUCCCAUCAUUAUCUUGUCUCUGUGUUUGGGAUAGGUCUGGGAUCGCGACGGUUUAUGGAAUAUUGUCGUUAAGAAGCAGAAAACAUGAGCGUGGAGACGUAUGGGCCGAGCUCGCAGACCCUGACGUUUCUGGACACCGAGGAAUCGGUGCUGCUGGGAGCGGACACCCAGGGCUCCGAGUACGACUUCAUCGAUUUUACCUUACCGAGCCAGACGCAGACGCAGGGCCAAACCCAGAGCCAGUUGGAUAACCAGGUUAACGGUCCAGCUGUUGAGCUGCAGAAUGGAGACGACCCUGUGAUAAAAACCAGCCAGCUGCUUGCAGAAUUAAACUUUGAGGAAGAUGAGGAGGAUGCUUACUAUACCAAGGACCUUCCAUUGCAUGCUUGCUGUUAUUGUGGGAUUCAUGAUCCAGCCUGUGUGGUCUACUGCAACACCAGCAAGAAAUGGUUUUGUAAUGGCCGUGGAAAUACGUCUGGCAGCCACAUCGUAAACCACCUGGUAAGGGCAAAGUCCAAGGAGGUGACCCUGCACAAAGAUGGCCCUCUGGGAGAAACUGUGCUGGAGUGCUACAACUGUGGCUGUCGCAACGUCUUCUUGUUGGGCUUCAUUCCUGCCAAGGCCGACUCAGUGGUGGUGUUACUCUGCAGACAACCAUGUGCCAGCCAGAGUAGUCUCAAGGAUAUAAACUGGGACAGCUCACAGUGGCAGCCACUCAUCCAGGACCGGUGCUUCCUCUCCUGGCUGGUUAAAAUCCCCUCGGAGCAGGAGCAGCUCCGGGCCCGACAGAUCACUGCACAGCAGAUAAAUAAGCUAGAGGAACUAUGGAAGGAAAAUCCUGCUGCUGCUCUGGAGGACCUGGAGAAGCCCGGAGUAGAUGAGGAGCCACAGCAUGUUCUCCUGCGUUAUGAGGAUGCCUAUCAGUAUCAGAACAUCUUUGGUCCUCUUGUGAAGCUGGAGGCUGACUAUGAUAAAAAACUGAAAGAGUCACAGACUCAAGAAAAUAUAACCGUCAGAUGGGAUCUGGGCCUGAAUAAGAAAAGGAUUGCUUAUUUCACCCUUCCUAAGACUGACUCCGAUAUGCGACUGAUGCAGGGUGAUGAAAUUUGCCUCAGAUAUAAAGGAGACCUGGCCCCUCCAUGGAAAGGCAUUGGACACGUCAUCAAAGUCCCAGACAACUAUGGGGAUGAGAUUGCCAUUGAGCUCAGGAGCAGUGCUGGAGCUCCGGUGGAGAUCCCUCAAAACUUUCAGGUGGACUUUGUGUGGAAGUCCACCUCCUUUGACAGAAUGCAGAGUGCCCUGAAAACAUUUGCUGUGGAUGAGACUUCAGUGUCGGGUUACAUCUAUCACAAGUUGCUGGGACAUGAGGUGGAAGAUGUGGUCAUUAAGUGCCAGUUGCCUAAACGCUUCACUGCUCAAGGCUUACCUGACCUCAACCACUCUCAGGUGUAUGCUGUGAAGACAGUGUUACAGCGCCCUCUCAGUCUGAUCCAGGGUCCCCCUGGCACAGGGAAGACGGUUACCUCAGCCACCAUAGUGUACCACCUGGCUAGACAGGGAACAGGGCCAGUGCUGGUGUGUGCUCCCAGUAACAUUGCCGUUGACCAGUUGACUGAGAAAAUUCAUCAGACGGGGCUCAAGGUAGUGAGACUUUGUGCCAAAAGCAGGGAAGCCAUAGAUUCACCUGUGUCCUUCCUGGCUCUUCACAACCAGACCCGUAACAUGGACAGCAUGCCAGAGCUCCAGAAGCUCCAGCAGCUGAAGGAUGAGACUGGAGAGCUGUCGUCCUCUGACGAGAAACGCUACAGAGCCCUGAGACGUACUGCUGAGAGAGAGCUGCUUAUGAAUGCUGAUGUGAUCUGCUGCACAUGUGUUGGAGCGGGAGAUCCCCGUCUGGCUAAAAUGCAGUUCCGGUCCAUCUUGAUUGAUGAGAGUACCCAGGCCACAGAACCAGAGUGCAUGGUGCCUGUUGUUCUUGGGGCCAAACAGCUCAUUCUGGUGGGCGAUCACUGCCAACUAGGACCUGUUGUGAUGUGUAAGAAGGCAGCUAAAGCAGGCCUUUCUCAGUCUCUGUUUGAGCGUCUUGUAGUUUUGGGCAUCAGGCCGAUCCGUCUGCAGGUUCAGUACCGCAUGCACCCGGCUCUCAGCGCCUUCCCCUCCAACAUCUUCUACGAGGGCUCCUUACAGAAUGGCGUCACUGCUGCUGAUCGGGUGAAAAAAGGCUUUGAUUUCCAGUGGCCACAGCCUGACAAGCCCAUGUUCUUUUAUGUCACCCAAGGCCAGGAGGAGAUUGCCAGCUCUGGAACAUCAUAUCUGAACAGAACUGAGGCUGCCAAUGUGGAGAAAAUAACCACAAGGUUACUGAAGGCUGGUGCUAAGCCCAAUCAGAUUGGCAUCAUCACUCCCUAUGAAGGACAGAGAUCCUACCUGGUCCAGUACAUGCAGUUCAGUGGUUCCCUUCAUACCAAGCUCUACCAGGAGGUGGAAAUAGCCAGUGUGGAUGCUUUCCAAGGCAGAGAGAAAGACUUCAUCAUCUUAUCCUGUGUGAGGGCCAAUGAGCACCAGGGAAUUGGCUUCCUUAAUGACCCCAGGCGUCUCAACGUGGCACUCACCAGGGCCAGGUACGGUGUGAUCAUUGUGGGGAAUCCUAAGGCUCUAUCCAAGCAGCCUUUGUGGAACCACCUGCUGAAUUACUACAAAGAGCAGAAGGUCUUAGUUGAAGGCCCUUUAAACAACCUGAGAGAGAGCCUCAUGCAGUUCAACAAGCCACGAAAACUAGUCAAUGCCAUUAACCCUGGUGGGCGUUUCAUGAGCACAGCCAUGUAUAACGCCAGGGAGGCGCUGAUUCCUGGAUCUGCCUAUGAUCGCAGCAGCAAUGGCCGUCCGUCCAACAUGUACUUCCAAACUCAUGACCAGAUUGGUAUGAUCGGUUCAGGACCCAGUCCAGUGUCGUCCAUGAACAUUCCUAUUCCCUUCAACCUUGGGAUUCCUCCUAUACCUCCACCCGGUUAUUUAGGACAAAUGAACGGUCCCUCUGCAGGUCGUGGUGGAAGGAUAGAGAACAAAUCAGUCGGGAGUGGAGGAACGCGAGGUGGGCGUCAAAAAAACCCUGGCACCAUGGGGAAUGGAGGAAUAGACCACGAGCUACAUGGAGGACACAUGACUGGCAGCCAGGCUAGCCAAGACCAGGGCUCCCAGCAAUACUCCCAGGGCCCCCUCACUCAGGGCUAUCACAACAUGAGCCAGCCAUCUCAGAUGAGCCAGCCAGGGCUCUCCCAGCCUGAACUCUCACAGGACAGCUACCUAGGAGAUGAAUUCAAGUCCCAGAUUGAUGUGGCUCUCUCCCAGGACUCCACCUACCAGGGGGAACGGGCCUACCAACAUGGUGUGACUGGACUGUCCCAGUAUUAGAAAAUUGCUGGAAUAGAGCUAGACCUGCCUGAAGCUUGGUUUGUUGGUAUUUUAAUAUGGGUAAUAAAAAAAGGACAAACACCCGUUUUCCACUGCCACAACCGAAGCACCGCUGUGUGACAAAGGAGGAGACUGUGAGAAAUUAACCAAUCACAAGAGUGAGAGCAGAAAUCGGAGUAGAGCUGGACGGGAUAGACAACAAGACAGAAGGCGAAGGGGGCUGGCACGACAUGAGGAAGCACUGCUGCACACCAGUGAAGAUGUAGAGAAGGGAAGCUGGUGUCCUCAGAGCAGUGCAGUGGAGGAGAUGAGACCAUCAACUGGUUAUGGAGUGGGAUAGGUCUACAUGAUUCUGGACAGGUGAGAAGGGGACAGUAAUGCCAUUGUAUCCCUUAACCUCUGAAGACCUCCAGGUGAUAUGAUUUGGAAUCUUGCUCCAAAAGGUGAGAACCGUGGAAAAGAGCUGUCUCACACAAAGCUCCUCCAAGAAACUCAACAUGGUAUCCUCUUUGACUUGGAGUGAGACAAAUGAAAUGGAGACAAAUCUCCAAAAGCAGUUGUUUUGGCAACUCUUUUAAACCCUGAGCUUGAAACUAAGCAUCUAGAAGAAAUGUUUGGCAUUUCAAGUGGACUCGGUUUGUCUUGCUGUGCCACAGAGUUGGGACAUUUCAGGACUGCACACACAUGGGUCAUCUACUUGUCUUCCUAAGCUUUGAGAAAUCUUUCAGCCUUCUGAAGAAGUGUGUUCAGAGAUGUAUGCUAGUGCAACUUCCCAUCUUUUAAAGCAGGUCUUUGUCUAGGUGGUCUACUAAGAACAGGUUAUGUUAGAAUAUCAAAAGUUAAAACAUGUUCUUUCCAGAUGCUAGUAGAACAAAAAUAAUUACCAUAAAUAUAUUGCAAGUGUAUGAAUGUGUUAUUUUUCAAUUGGCUUAAGUUAGUAAAGCUUGCACACUAGAACAGGAUGAGGAUAACCUGUAAGGAAGAACUGAAACAGAAUUUCUUUUAUGCUUUUAGAGGUAGACCUGAUGAUGCAGCCACUUAAAGCUCCAUCUUAAAACAUAUUUAAUCCUGCUGUAAUAUUAAAUAUAUUGAGUGCUUGAACAGUGUUAAAAAAGUGAUCAGAUGAGAUCUGGUAAAGUAAAAUAAAUCACUUCAUAUUGAUAAA
Messenger RNA from Girardinichthys multiradiatus, 4679 nucleotides. RefSeq names its product regulator of nonsense transcripts 1-like. The transcript has 24 exons. Bases 188 to 3514 code for a protein of 1108 amino acids. Lineage: Eukaryota; Metazoa; Chordata; Actinopteri; Cyprinodontiformes; Goodeidae. Gene Ontology annotation, molecular function: ATP binding; RNA binding; hydrolase activity. Gene Ontology annotation, biological process: nuclear-transcribed mRNA catabolic process, nonsense-mediated decay. Gene Ontology annotation, cellular component: cytoplasm. The record is from RefSeq and is a predicted model, not a curated record.